CUUUAAAUAGCAGUCCGACCCCUUGCUUUUCCACAACCUCUCCUCUCCUCUCAGUAUGUCCAGGAGCCUGAAGCAAGUGGCUGUGCUGCUUGUGGCACUUCUGUGCCUGGAUCUUCACAGCCGGGUCGGCUCUGCACCCAUCUGCGCACAUGGGCCAUCAGGAUGCCACGUCCCGUCCCUGGCAGAUCUCUUCGACAGGGUCAUUCAGCACUCUGCCAGAAUGCACAGCCUCUCCAACGAUCUGCACUCAGAGUUUGAACAGUAUUUCCUGCCCAGCAAAAACCAUAUUGGAAAGAUCUACCGCAAGUGUCACACCUCCAGCAUACUGACUCCAAACGGCAAAGAGAAUGCACAGAAACUAGCUCGUGAAGAGUUAACGGAGGUGAUUCUUAAACUGCUGAUGGCCUGGAGGGACCCCCUGUUCCAACUGCACCAGAGCAUGGCUCACCAGCAGGACUUCAACAGCUUCAGCAGUAACAAAGCCCUGGAGAUGGGGGACAUGGCCCAUGAGCUGAGGAAAGGGGUGGAGAAAGUAGCUGAGAGGAUGAGAGUACUGGGAAUGCUUGGCAACUCUGUGACAGGUCUGUCUGUGGCAGAAGCCAUGCUUCCUAUAUCGGACAGCGGAGAGGCCAUGAGCAACUAUGAGCUCCUGUACUGCUUUCGCCGUGAUUCUAACAAAGUCCAGAACUAUCUAAAGAUUCUGAAGUGCAGAAUCGUACCCGAGCAUGACUGUUAGAGAAAAAAAAACAUGGGCCUUUCACCUGCACUAAUGGACAGCACAAUGGACACAUGCUGCUCCCCACUUAUCAAGCAUGUUUGACUCUGCACUAUCCGUUAAGACUUCACCAGAUCCCAGUAAAUAAACCUGACUUUUUGCAUCGCUUCAUACUCUAGUACUCCAAACCAAUUCAUUGCUAUAACUAUCCAAAAAGUACAUAGUAUGAGAGGGAGAAAUUGUUUCGCCUCUAACAGGAAAUUACCUUUAAAGUCAAUUCAUUCUUUAAAAUAUUUUUCUAUGUACCAAGUGCUUACUAUUUAUAAUUCCACAAGUUAAACUCCUCUUAAUCAUAUUUUCAUUUUAUGUUUUCAAAUUUGAUCAGUGGCAAAACUAAUUUUCGCUGAAUGAACUGAGCUGCCAAAACGAAAUGACAAUAAAACUGUAGA
Messenger RNA from Sinocyclocheilus grahami, 1164 nucleotides. Its product is annotated as prolactin-like. Gene Ontology annotation, biological process: response to nutrient levels; positive regulation of receptor signaling pathway via JAK-STAT. The record is from RefSeq and is a predicted model, not a curated record. The transcript is spliced from 5 exons. Lineage: Eukaryota; Metazoa; Chordata; Actinopteri; Cypriniformes; Cyprinidae. The coding region runs from base 56 to 736 and encodes 226 amino acids. Gene Ontology annotation, cellular component: extracellular region. Gene Ontology annotation, molecular function: hormone activity.